This is a messenger RNA of Ilex paraguariensis (yerba mate), 1446 nucleotides long. The record is from the annotation of a GenBank genome assembly. NCBI's taxonomy places the organism in Eukaryota, Viridiplantae, Streptophyta, Magnoliopsida, Aquifoliales, Aquifoliaceae.
AUGGCCGCUCUCAUAUUCCUCAGCAACCUGAAUUUAGGUGACUAUCUCUCACGUAGUUGGUCUUAUUUCAUCAAAUCCAUCAUUCGUACAGGUCAGAACAAUGCGCCAAACUCAAAGAAUCAAGUUACAUGUGGCUGCUGGCAUAAUCUCCCCGGAGAUAUCAUUGAGACGGUCGUAAACCAAUUAACUCUAACUGAUCGAAUCCGGAUGAGCAGUGUUUGCAAGGGAUGGAGAGUGAUUCUUACAAAGAAAGACAUUCAGACAGUUGUUGAGAUUCCAUGGCUGAUGCUUCUCCAAUAUCCGAUUGGCAAAGACAUAAGUUUUUAUAACUUCUCUGAGGAAAGGGUUUAUAAUCUAGAGCUGCCAAAGUCAGUCCAUGGAGGGUGGUGCUAUGGAUGUUCCAAAGGUUGGUUGAUAAUGAUAACUGGAUCAGAAUUCAACCCAAGUCUCUUUUUAUUGAAUCCAAUUACUGGAGCUCAACUUCAACUUCCUUCCCUGACAACUAUCCCAUCUUUUGAAAGUUUUGCAAUUUGGCACUCAAAAUUCGAAAAGUUCAUUACCAGAAUCACAAUAUCUUCUACCGAUGCUGCCGAAUGUAUAGUUGCAGCAAUAUGUGAUGAUGAGAUAUUGGUAUUCUGUCGACCAACUGACGAAAGAUGGAACAUCUUCCAAGGAGAAGGUGAAGAUAAUGGAAAUUCUUGUGAUGCCCUGUUAUUUCGUAACAAUACACUUUAUGUCUUAAUUGACAGUGAAGAGAAUUGUGUUAGAAAUUUUAGUAUUAAAUUAUCAGAUUGCCAGAUGAUGUUGACAUUGAUCUCAUUCCAUUAUAAUGGUUACUUCAAUGUGGAAGAUGAAGUCGUUGAGUUUCAGCAUUUUAAGAUUUUCAAGGAAACAUGUAUACAUUAUGAUCUGGCAGAGUCAACAGAUAGUGAAUUGCUAGUUAUCGUACAAAUCCUGGAUAUAUUUGCAUUGAAGGAUGAUAUUCUUGAUGAUGUGGAUGACCUUGCAUAUGGUGAUGACCUUGGUGAGGGGGAGGAGCAUGACAUUGGUGAGGGAAAUCAGGAGCAUGAAGAUGGUGAUGACAUUGGUGAGCGGUAUGAGGAUGAAAAUGGGUGCCCACUUCGUUUGAGAUAUUGGAAGACAAUUGGAUUUGAAGCAUUCAGGAUCAAUCUUAGCAAUGGACACUGUGACAUUUUAAACAGCUUAGGUCACGAUACAGUUCUAUUUUUGGAUAUAGUUGGUUCAUCAUGCUUUUUGAACAGGGACAGCAAUGGGAUCCAUGGAAACUCCAUUUAUUUUACAUCCAAUAUUUCAGGCAGGGAAGAACAAGCUACGGUUGUGUCUCGUGAAUCCGGGGUGUUUUACCUAGGAGGAGGAAGGAUUGAACGUUUUCUCCCCAGUUUGAAGCCUGCAGAAGUAAGGGGAUGGUUUACUGCCAAUAUAUAG